UGGUUAGUGAGUCACCCAGCAGUCAUAAACUCUAGAACAAUCGUAAGAGAGAUUAAUUCAUUGAAAAUGGAAACAUCCAUUAUCAGUUUCAUCGGUUUCUCUCUUUUCAUAACACUUCUUUCAACAACGUUAAUUUGGAAGAGACUGCAAUCAAUCCCAAAGAACCAGCCACCAUCUCCGUGGAGGUUGCCAAUAAUUGGACAUUUGCAUCUUUUGAAGGAUGCUCUACCCCAUCAUACUCUCAGAAAACUCUCCCAGAAGUACGGUGAUCUGAUUCAGUUACAACUCGGAGAGGUUCCUACAAUCGUCGUGUCUUCCCAGCGAUUAGCCAAAGAGAUACUGCGAACUCAAGAUGCCACUUUCGGUAACCGGGGAGAGAUUCUGGCUGGGAAGAUUAUCGGCUACAAUUGUACAGAUAUUGCUUGCGCUCCAUCAGGCGAACACUGGAGACAAAUGCGCAAAAUCUGCACUUCGGAACUCCUCAACUCUAAAAAUGUCCAGUCAUAUGGCUCGAUAAGGCUCCAAGAAGCUCACAAUCUCAUCACAUCUAUUGAAGAUCUGGUUGGCAGUUCUACAACAAUUAAUGUAACGGAGAAACUGGGCCAGUACACUAGUUCCAUGGUUGUAAGAGCAGCAUUCGGAAAAGUUAGUAAGGACGAUCAAACUGCAUUCUUAGUACUGAUCAAGGAGUUAUUGCCACUUUCCAGUGCCUUUGAGAUAUCUGAUCUGUUCCCUUCUCUAAAGUUUCUACAUCCCUUCUUUUCCAACAAGAAUAAAUUGAUGGCCAUCCAUCGUAAGCUAGAUAGACUGCUUGACAACAUUAUUGAUCAGUACCUCGACAAAAACUUGGCCAUCUCAAAAGCGUCCUCCACUGGUGAAAGCGGAAAUGAAGAUCUAAUUGAUGUUCUGCUGAGGGUCAAGGGUAACGACGACCUGCAUGUUCCGGUCACCAGGAAUAAUAUCAAGGCUAUUAUGGUUGUAAGUGUUAUACGCCCCGCCUAUUACUCUUUUUUCGUGUUUUUUUUUUACCCCUAACUAAUGAUCUAUCGUAUACAUGUAACAUGAAAUAAUGAUGAAAAUUUCCAACUUAUUCAGGAUGUUUUUGUUGGGG
Molecule: messenger RNA, 1111 nt
Organism: Oldenlandia corymbosa var. corymbosa
Lineage: Eukaryota; Viridiplantae; Streptophyta; Magnoliopsida; Gentianales; Rubiaceae
Source: the annotation of a GenBank genome assembly